CCACGAAUGAUGACAGAGAUGGCGACAAGCGAGCAGCUGCAGCAGAACAACACAAGUGAUGGUGGAGACGGUGGCGGCAUCACGGCCAAUCAUCAUCAUCAUCAUCACCACAGCUUGUUUGAGUUGGAGUCGCACCUGCUGCUGUUCAGUACGCUGAGGAUCAAGGCAACUGGUGUGGACAAGGUCUGCGCACAAAUUUCAAGCAGCAAACACAGAUACCACGCAUGGCGCUCCAUAUCCUCGUGGAGUGUGACCCGGCAGGCCAUCACAUUCGGGCCUGUGUGGCUUGCGUCGUCGCUUCUGGAUGGCAAAGGGUUCGAGACAGCAAAAGAAACAACACUGAAGCUGCCAUCGUCCGUGCAAGCGUACACGAAGGAGCAGCGGUACUUGAGUCAGCAAGCGCUUGACGCUGGCUAUGAUGCACUGACCGCGACCUUGCAUGAUUACCACACAAGUGACAACGCGGGGGACGGCGACAGCACGACACAAGCUUCCGCCAACGCGGAGCAGUUGAUGCAGCGGGUGCAAGCGCCACCACCGCCCUUGUUCCUGUAUUGGCCGCACCUCCUUGCUGGUGUGUGUUGCGCUGGCGCGUUUCUGCGCGUGUGGAAAGGCUUGGACAUGCAACGCACCAUCUCCAACUUUGUGCAUGGCGUCUACGAGACGACAGAUCGCUACCUCCGCCAGCGCGUGUGGAAGCCGCUGGUGCAAAUGUACAACACCAUUCGAUAUGACAGGCACGACCUGGCCCUGCAGCGUCGCAGUUCGCUGGAUUCCGAUCUCACCUCCCUCAAGCGGAUGGUGCAGACAUUUGCACAAGACGCCCUCGGCUACACGGACCCGGACUUGAUUGAGCUGGCAGACGCGGUGGACAACGGGGAUAUCACGCCCGUGCUGCUGAGUUACGAGAACGACAUGCGCCGGCCCAUUCACUCUGCGUUGUUCGGCAACAUGAUCCGCGCCACACUCAUCCAAGUGCAGAAGAGCAAAGUCGACCUGCAGCUGGCGGUCAGCGCCGUGGACAAGCUGCUCAAGUCCAACGAACUCAACUUCCAGAUGAUGGCCAUCAUCCCUGCCCUUGCGCUCGCGUGGAUGCUGAUGCGCCAGACCGUGGCCAUGGUGAAGCGGCUUGUCUUCAACGUGUCCGUCACCAAAAGCGGACACGCGCGCCACCUUGUUGGCGAUUUGCGCCGUCUCAUCGCCUCCACUGCCGCGCAGUCAACUCCAACUGCAGAGGGACAGAUUGCGUUUCUCUGCAUUGCCAUUGCUUCCCAGGUGACGGCGCUUACGCUGAUGGGGUGGGAGCGCAAAGAAAUGAUCUUGAAGGACUUGGAGACAAUCAUCUUUGCUGGCAUCGACCACGUGCAGACGCAACAGGCGAAGGAUGAUGCAACGCGACAGCUGCUGCUGCUGCAAACACGGCUGGCUCUGGUGGACGGCAUGCUGGUUCACCUCAAGUAAACGCGAAGGACAA
This is a messenger RNA of Salpingoeca rosetta, 1474 nucleotides long. RefSeq lists its product as uncharacterized. NCBI's taxonomy places the organism in Eukaryota, Choanoflagellata, Craspedida, Salpingoecidae. The transcript is spliced from 6 exons. Gene Ontology annotation, cellular component: mitochondrial outer membrane. The record is from RefSeq and is a predicted model, not a curated record. The coding region runs from base 7 to 1461 and encodes 484 amino acids.